GUUUUUACACCCUAUAAAAAAAAGAAGCUCUUGGAAUAUUUUUUUAUUUCUUUUUAGCCUUUAUUUUUUUUCAUAAACGCGUUUUUUAUAGAUCAAAAUGGCCUUGCGUGUACCCAAAAGCACCCUUCCUCAACUCUUUAAGGAUGGUUACAAAUUUUCUCAAGGUGUAGAAGAAGCUGUUCUUCGUAACAUUGACGCUACUCAUGAACUUUCCGAAGUUGUCAGAACCUCCAUGGGACCCAAUGGUCGUAACAAGAUGAUUAUUAACCAUCUCGAAAAACUUUUCGUUACUAACGAUGCCGCUACUAUUAUUCGUGAACUUGAUGUUGUUCAUCCUGCUGCCAAACUUAUGGUGAUGGCUUCCCAACAACAAGAGAGUGAAUUAGGUGAUAACACCAACUUGGUCAUUGUCUUUGCUGGUGAACUUUUGCAAAAGGCUGCUGAUCUUUUAAAGCUUGGUCUUCAUCCUUCUGAAGUAGUCCAAGGUUACGAAUUAGCUAGAGAUCGUGCCUUGGCCCUUCUUGAAGAAUUAUCUGUCAACAAGAUUGAAUCCAUGACUGAUCGUACUGAACUUUUAAAGACCAUUAAGGCCACGAUUUCUUCAAAGCAAUAUGGUUAUGAGGAAUUUUUGGGAGAUUUGGUUGUUGAAGCUGCCUUGAACAUUAUGCCCAAGAAUCCCAAGGAUUUCAAUGUGGACAAUGUGCGUGUUGUGAAAGUGAUGGGUUCCAGUAUUCAUGAAUCGCGUGUAGUUCGUGGUAUGGUAUUUGGUCGUGAACCCGAAGGUUUGAUCCAAAACGUGAAGCAUGCUAAAAUUGCCGUCUUUACCUGUCCCUUGGACAUUACACAAACCGAGACCAAGGGAACCGUCUUGAUCCAUAACGCCCAAGAAAUGUUGAACUUUAGCAAAGAUGAAGAGAAGCAAGUCGAAAAGAUCUUCCAAGAUCUCGCUGAAGCUGGUGUCAAGGUUGUUGUUACCGGUAACGGUAUUGGUGAGCUCGCACUUCAUUACUUGAACAGAUACAAUAUCAUGGCUGUCAAGGUGCUUUCCAAGUUUGAUUUACGUCGUCUCUGUCGUGUGAUUGGAGCUACUGCUUUAGCUCGUUUAGGUACACCCAUGGCUGAAGAGAUGGGUGAAUGUGAUAUUGUUGAGACUGUUGAGAUUGGUUCUGAUCGUGUUACUGUCUUCCGUCAAGAAGAAUCCUCCAACCGUACAACCACCAUUGUGAUUCGUGGUGCUACACAAAACCAUAUGGAUGAUAUUGAGCGUGCUAUUGAUGAUGGUGUGAAUGUCAUUAAGGCUGCUACUCGUGAUAACCGUCUUUUGGCUGGUGCUGGUGCUGUUGAGAUGGAAUUAAGUAAGCGUCUUCAAUUGGUUGCUGCCAAGACACCUGGUUUGAACCAACAUGCCAUUAAGAAGUUUGCUGAAGCUCUUGAGAUUGUUCCUCGUACUCUCUGUGAAAACGCCGGUUUAGAAGCUACCGCUGUUAUCUCUCGUUUGUAUGCUGCUCAUUAUCAAGAAGGCGAUGCUGGAUUAUGUGUUGGUAUUGAUGUUGAGAAUGAGGUGGAUGGUACUUUGGAUGCUGCCAAGGCAAAUAUCUUUGAUUCUCUUGCCUCCAAGUACAGUGCAUAUAAAUUAGCUGCCGACGCAGCGAUAACUAUUCUUCGUGUUGAUCAAAUCAUCAUGUCCAAGCCUGCUGGUGGCCCCAAGCCUCUCAAGAAGGAAGGUCAUUGGGAUGAGGAAGAUUAAACACAAUAUAGUCUUGUAUAAAAAAAAAAAUUAAAAUAAACCUCUUCUUUUUUUGUUCUUGUAU
Messenger RNA from Mucor mucedo, 1811 nucleotides. Its product is annotated as T-complex protein 1 theta subunit. The transcript is spliced from 4 exons. Lineage: Eukaryota; Fungi; Mucoromycota; Mucoromycetes; Mucorales; Mucoraceae. Gene Ontology annotation, molecular function: ATP binding; ATP-dependent protein folding chaperone; ATP hydrolysis activity. The coding region runs from base 98 to 1747 and encodes 549 amino acids. The record is from RefSeq and is a predicted model, not a curated record. Gene Ontology annotation, biological process: protein folding. Gene Ontology annotation, cellular component: chaperonin-containing T-complex.